Molecule: messenger RNA, 656 nt
Organism: Drosophila novamexicana
Lineage: Eukaryota; Metazoa; Arthropoda; Insecta; Diptera; Drosophilidae
Gene: COX7AL
Exons: 2
Coding region: 90-404 (104 amino acids)
Biological process (GO): regulation of oxidative phosphorylation; mitochondrial respirasome assembly; mitochondrial electron transport, cytochrome c to oxygen
Source: RefSeq, a predicted model, not a curated record
GCUAGGUUUGCUGUCGGGCUCAUUCCUGAAAAUUUCAACUUUGAUUCACACCACAGAAAAUUAUCUGCUAUUACAAAUUUUAUUCCAAAAUGCAGAGGAAUUUUAUUACUAAAUUUCGCCCCCUAUUGCGUGAAGUCAAUGGGUGUAACUCUCUUGCACCCAUGCUUAUAUUGAAUCGUUCGAUUCAGCCAUCGCCGAUUGAUAUGAACAAAUGUGGUGGUGGUCCUGGAAAGCUAACACCCAAGAUGGCCAAGCUGCAGAAGCAAUUUCAGGAAAACGACGGAAAACCCGUAUUCCUCAAGGGUGGAGGCAUGGACAAUAUUCUGUACAGACUCACCCUUUUGCUCUGCCUCGUGGGUACACUUGGCGAUAUAUAUCUAUGGUUCGGCUAUAUAUUGGCCUGAGCUACUAGAUAAUGUUUAAUUAUGGCUGCCUACAAUCAGAUGGACUUAAGCAGCCAUUCAAUUCCUAUAUAAUUACACACACUAAUUAUAUAUUUAGUACACGUUGAUGAAGCUCAACAUGAGGUAAUGUUACUGUUUAGUAAAUAUCAGAAACAAAUUUAAUCAUUUUGAUGUCACAAACGUUCCCGCAAUUUACAUUAUUAAGACUGCAGCAUUUCAUUCAGUGCGAAUAAAAUUUACAUUUGCAUUGAA